CAUAAGUCAAAGUGGCAUACCUACACUUCAGAACUUCAACGCUGCAUUUGAGAGUAUCCUUACCGACGAUAUCUUCUCCCCUGAUCCUCGGCGAUUCCAUGUGAGGCUGUUUCUUCGUUAUAGUUUGCUAGCACUUGUAGGAAGACCGACUAAAAGUUCUACCGCCUGGAACACCGAAACAAUCGAGCUGAACUAUGCAUGAAAGGAGAGACUGCGGUUUCUGUGUCAGUUUUAUCCCACGUACAAUGAGAAAUUUCUGCGUUCAUUACUUUCAUUCUAUGGCGUGUAGCAGGCGGCGUCAUUUAGUGGAUUGGUUUGUUGAAGCGGCGUCAAAGACUGAAUCUCAACUCUUAGCCUUCCGUAGUAUGAAUGUGGUGCAAGGCGGAGAUAGCCUGUGAAGUUGAUCAAUGCGAGAUUAAGGUGAAUAUGAUGUCGUUUUGUUCUUCGCCGCAUCGUGUUGCGUCAUCACCGCACUAGAUAUCGUGUAUGUCCAGUGAUUUCACGAGCCACAAUUUUUUCUUUUGUAGAACUUCUAGAAGGUUUUGUCAAAUCAAAGUCCUGCCAUGUCAAAUUUAUUCUCUUUCUUCUGUGGCUCUAAGCCGCAAACGAUAGAAGGCGAGAGCGACCCUCCCUUCCGGCAUUACAUUCCACCCCACCCGGAGCCCAACCCUGUCGGCUCAAGUUCUCCAUGGCCCGACCCAAUCCCUGGGCACAAUUCUGGUUUAAUAGAACCAGUGGAUCAGCCACGGUCGUUGCGUAGUAUGAAUCGAACCAGACCAAACGUCAGAUGGAUAAUAGGGCUCGAUUUUGGUACCACAUUCUCAGGGUUCGCGUAUGCGCAAGCAUCAGGACCGGAAGAGAUAAGUGUCUACUUCGACUGGCCUUCUAGACAAGGAGAGAAGGUGUACUGCAAGACGUUGUCAGGAUUGUACUACAUUCAGGCAGAGAAUGGCGAAUGGGAAUGCGUGUCAUGGGGUCAUAACGCGCGAUCGGAUUAUUUGGAUAGCCAAAGGAGAAACCGUCCGAAUGGAGUGUACUUGUCAAAAUUCAAGCUGCUGCUAAGUAGAGAUGUUAAUGAUCCCGCUUUGGCAGCCAGUGUGCCUCCACCCCUCACGGUGCACUCUGUCAUUGUCGAUUAUCUGCGGAGAAUUGGUGAAUAUGCAUUGCAGGUGGUCAAGACGCACGAUGGGAAUGAGUUGUUUUGCAGGGAUUCAGUACAGUGGUGUGUGACGGUGCCGUCGAUCUGGGACGAGAAUGCCAAGCAGAAGAUGAAGGAGUGCAUGGUGGAUGCGGAGCUCGUUUCCGCUGAAGCUGGAGGCAAAGAGGCAGUGCAAGUUGAGUUCGAGCCGGAGGCCGCUUCGUUCCACUGCCAUCAAAUGCUGCGCCAGAGUCAUGCGAAUGUGAUCUUGGAACCCAUGGAUAAAAUGCUCGUGGUCGACGCCGGUGGCGGAACGGUGGACAUUGUCGUUCAAAGGUUGCUUUCGAGAUCAUUCGAGAGGUUCAAGGUGGAAGAAGUGACUCCAAGCACAGGGAGCUUUUGCGGUGGUACUUAUGUUGACGAAUCCUUCAUGCGGUUUUUGUCCGGGAAGAUUGAAUGUCUCGACGAGUUUUUGGAAAAUGAUGUGCCGAGCUACAGGACGCGACUACUCAAGGAGUGGGGAGAAGUCAAGUGCUCCUUCGGCCAUGACAUGGGAUCAAGAUCACAAACAAUGGAGAUCGACCUUCACUCCAGGUUACGCGAUAAAUGGAAGGAGCACGAGACCAGACAAGGCUAUCCAGCCCGUGAGAGCUACAGCGAGAUUGAACUCACCGAAAAGGAUCUGAAAUCCAUUUUUGAUCCUGUGGUGGAUGAGAUUCUGGAGAUGAUUGCCGCGCAGCUCAGACUAGUGUCAGACGUCAAGGUUAUGUUCGUUGUAGGCGGGUUCGCUGCUUCCCCUUACCUCAUGAGUCGGAUCCGUGAGCGUUACGGUAACGCCGUCCAAUAUAUCGUUUGCCCACAAAACCCUGGCAGCGCCGUUUGCCAAGGUGCGGUUUCCCUCUCACGCAAUCCCGACACCGUUUUCUCUCGAGUUCUUAGGAAGACUUAUGGGACUAGCGUGACCCUACCCUUUAGGGACGGGGUGGAUCCCAUUGAGUAUCUGAGAGUUGGCACAGGUGGAGUGAGAUGGUGCCGCUAUAGAUUCGACAAGUUCGCCACAAAGGGUGAAACUGUGGAGGUUAACCAGUGCGUGCAGAAGGCCUACGUCCCGCACUCUCCUGGACAGACUCGAAUAUUGUUCGAUUUGUAUAGUUCUGCGGAGGAAAAUCCGAGAUAUACCCAGGGAGCGAAUGUCACAAGAGAAGGCGGAUUCCACAUUGAUUUGCCUGCAAGUUACAACAGAGAACAGGCAACGUUUACAUUUUCGGUGUUCUUCGGACGGAUUAGCAUCGAGCUCCAUGCUAAGGCGAGAAUGGGAAGAGGUUCGGCAGGAAGGGAGGCACGGACCAUGAGUCUCCCUGUUUCAUACUAUCGUUGAUCUUCUUCCCAAUUUUUCUUGAGGAAUUGCUUAGUUCCUUCUCUGCAUGAAGAUAGUGUACCAUUGCAUCAAAACAUCAGGCGGCCGAAUUUCUGAGCUGAGACUGUCAAUCUCGUCGCAUCGAACUCCCAUUCUCGGAUGGGGUCUGCAUAUUUGAAUUUGAGUUUAGCUAUUUGCACUGAAGCACCAGAUAGCAAGUGACGCGAAGACUGCAUCCUAAUGUCCAAGCCUUCAAGCUUUGCGGCAGGCCAUCUGGUUGCUGGAUUUUGAUGAUGUCGAGUGCGCGCUCGCCAUGAUCCGAUUGACGGCGACAAAUUAACCAUUGUCACUAUCCAUGGUCGUUUGCAUUCCAAGCUUGGCACCCUUUUUGUUUUGAUGCGCUACUGGUCGUGAUGCAUCACUCACCAAGAUCAAGGUGUGUGCUGCUCCAUAUCCCCACUGAACACUUGUGCCUGCUCGCGUUUAUCAGUUUUCGAGAUCUGUUAACAGCAUCGUAGUUGAAUGUUUCUGGUAGCACCGAGCAGGAUAGUUGCAUUACAUCCUGUGUACAUCACAGAUUUGAUGUAGUUUUAUAAUAGAAAUUGCUGUACCCCUUUCACAGCACAUUAGAAAGUCAAUUACGUGUUGGGGUAGGGUAGGAGAGAUGGAUCUUGAGAGGGGAAAGCGAACCCAUAUUAUGAAUGUUUGGGUGUAGAAAUAUGUAUCUUGUUAUAAUUAAACUAUUCUCUUGUGAACGUUGUGACAUAUUUUUGUUCCAUUUCAACUAUUUCUUUUACAA
Messenger RNA from Physcomitrium patens, 3294 nucleotides. RefSeq lists its product as uncharacterized. Lineage: Eukaryota; Viridiplantae; Streptophyta; Bryopsida; Funariales; Funariaceae. Gene Ontology annotation, molecular function: ATP binding; ATP-dependent protein folding chaperone. The record is from RefSeq and is a predicted model, not a curated record.